This is a messenger RNA of Ceratosolen solmsi marchali, 2030 nucleotides long. It is a transcript of the gene Kat60, whose product is annotated as katanin p60. Gene Ontology annotation, cellular component: microtubule cytoskeleton. The transcript has 9 exons. The coding region runs from base 267 to 1826 and encodes 519 amino acids. Gene Ontology annotation, molecular function: ATP binding; ATP hydrolysis activity; microtubule binding. Gene Ontology annotation, biological process: microtubule severing. NCBI's taxonomy places the organism in Eukaryota, Metazoa, Arthropoda, Insecta, Hymenoptera, Agaonidae. The record is from RefSeq and is a predicted model, not a curated record.
AAGUCAGCAACAGCGCGACGCGAGAAGCAGCUCGGCUGACUUUCUCUAACGAGAUCGCGAGAAGCGAGAGAUUCGUUAUUGGGCAAGCGGCUUCUCCGUAGGUACGCGCUCGUAGCUGGGGCCUAGCGCGCCACUCGCUCCCGCAUCGGCUUGCCUAUUUUCGGAAGUUAACCUUGACGCGCGCACUUGAUUCGCUUGCGAUCGAUUCGAUUUGCGAGGGGCGGCCUCGCCUUGGGGGACAUCAUCCUACUACGCGCAGCCAGGACAUGGCCGUCUCCAUCAAUGAGAUCUGCGAGAACACGAAGCUGGCAAGGGAGAUGGCACUGACUGGCAACUACGACACUUCGGGCGUUUAUUAUCAGGGCGUCGUGCAGCAGAUCCACAGGCUCCUCUCGAGCAUCGUCGACGGCACGAGGAAGGCCAAGUGGCAGCAGGUGCAGCACCAGAUCGUGCAGGAGUUCGAGAAAGUUAAGGCGACCUCGAGCACGCUCCAGCUAUUCAAAGUCGAUACACACAGCGAGAGACUGAUAGGGACGUCGUGUUUACCGUACGAAGAGCCAGCGCGGGAUUCCGCAUUGUGGUCGUGCGGCAGCUCUGGGAAUUGGGUGCCAACGUUACCUCGAGAUCCAGAUGUGUGGCCGCCGUUAUCACCGACCGAGCAAAAGAAUUCGAAGCUUCAGCCGAGGAGUCAGCAGAAGCCAGCGAGUCGAUCGAAUAUUCGUAAGCCAAGUGUGAGCUCUGCUAAGAAGACGGAUGUGAAGCCGAUGUUUCGCAACAAUCAGCGUAGCAAUGGCAACGACGAUAAGAAAACUCCUACUCCGAAUAAUGCCAAGAAGGAUGAUGUAAAUAAGGAGAAGGUCGAAUCUGAGAAAACAGACGUGGAGGUGGAGGAGAGGAAGUUCGAGUCUUCGGGUGCCGAUAGAGAUCUUGUAGACACGCUGGAGCGUGACAUUGUACAGAAAAAUAUUGAUAUACAUUGGGAUGAUAUAGCUGAUCUACACGAUGCUAAAAGACUGUUGGAAGAAGUGGUCGUACUACCGACGUUAAUGCCAGAUUUUUUCAAAGGAAUCCGCAGACCCUGGAAAGGUGUUCUUAUGGUGGGACCACCAGGUACGGGAAAGACUAUGCUUGCUAAAGCAGUGGCGACGGAAUGCAGUACGACCUUCUUUAAUGUAUCCUCGUCUACGUUGACAUCCAAAUAUAGGGGAGAAUCUGAAAAGCUCGUUCGCCUAUUAUUCGAAAUGGCAAGAUUUUAUGCACCCAGUACUAUAUUUAUUGACGAAAUCGAUUCAUUAUGCUCGAGACGAGGCUCUGAAUCUGAACACGAAGCAUCAAGGAGGGUCAAAUCUGAGUUACUCGUUCAGAUGGACGGUAUAAGUUCUAAUAACGAAGAUCCUACUAAAAUAGUCAUGGUCUUAGCGGCUACCAAUUUUCCCUGGGAUAUCGACGAAGCCUUGAGGAGAAGAUUGGAAAAGCGAAUAUACAUACCAUUACCAAAUCAUGCGGGAAGAGAAGCAUUAUUAAAAAUUAAUCUUCGAGAAGUUAAAGUUGAUAAGUCGGUUAAUCUUAGUGAAAUAGCAGAGAAACUAGAAGGUUAUUCGGGAGCAGAUAUUACAAACGUGUGCAGAGAUGCAUCGAUGAUGUCUAUGCGGAGGAAAAUUGCUGGCUUAAGGCCAGAUCAAAUAAGACAAUUGCCAAAGGAAGAAUUGGACUUGCCAGUAUCAUCGACAGACUUUGACGAAGCAGUCGAAAGAUGUAACAAAAGUGUAUCGCAGGAAGAUCUCGAAAAAUAUGAAAAAUGGAUGAGUGAAUUCGGUUCAUCUUGAUACAGUAGUUCUCGCACAUAAAGUUUAAAUUCACAAAUGUAUUUUUUUACCAAAGGCAAAGUCAGCCUCUUAAAUAUUGUGUGAAAAAGAAAAAACCAAAUUAAUCCAAAUAUAUAUAUAUAUUAUUAACUAAAAAUAAAAUUUUUAAUGUAAAAUAUGACUGUCAUUGGGACCAAUAACUUUGCAAUAAUCGAUGUGAGGGAU